AUGCAAUUUCUUGCUUCCACUCUAUCCAUUUUCGGCAUGUUAACGCUUGCCGUCGCUGCUCCUGCCUCAGCAGACGAACCGCCCUCUCUUACGGCACUAUUCCAAGAGCUCCGAGACUUCCGCUGCGAGACUGGCGGCUUGAACACCCGGGCCAUUUUAUCGACCGAAGCCGGAAAGUGUCUCAAAUUUAAAAAUCCCCUGGACACUUCAGGUGUCAAGCUUACCUUUCUAAAGCCUGAGUGUUACCUACUAGUUCAUCUCGACGACAAUUGCCAGGAACUCGCUGUUAAUGUAACUAGGGGACCUUAUUGCUUGGGCGAUGAUGUCCGCACCUAUGGCUCAGCUAUUGUGGGAUGCUAG
This is a messenger RNA of Aaosphaeria arxii CBS 175.79, 360 nucleotides long. RefSeq lists its product as uncharacterized. The record is from RefSeq and is a predicted model, not a curated record. The transcript is spliced from 2 exons. The coding region runs from base 1 to 360 and encodes 119 amino acids. Lineage: Eukaryota; Fungi; Ascomycota; Dothideomycetes; Pleosporales.